CAUUAAACAUACUGUCGUUUACCCUGAAUAUUCACAGAAACAUACUACUUUCUGACAAGUAUUCAUUAAGCGGUGCAGCAGAGCUGCUCUAAGACAACUGUUGACAAAUGUGUUCAGAUUGCAACACUGUUCCAAUGUUUAUGAAAUGUUUGAGUCUUUUGAGUGCACUAAAUACAUAAACACUCACGAUUGUUAUCACACAACAUAGGAACAAUAAGAAUUAAAUAAAAAAAAACACGAAGUGAUUUUACAUACUUGGCUGACUGCUGAUUAAGCUCCAAAGUUCAAUAAAAUUACACUGGUACCAUGCAGGAGGCAUUUAUAAAUAUCAAUUCAAUUCCGACUCACAUUAUCUCGUGGGCACCAUGGAUUGAGGAAUCUUUUCCCAAGAAAGAAGUCGUCAUUUGCAUAACUGGUAAUCCGGGACUGCCUGGCUUUUACACUAAAUUUUCGAAAACCAUUCAUGAUCACAUCGACCCGGAUACACCGGUUUGGGUUAUAGGACAUGCUGGUCACGAUGAGCCGCCUGAAACCAGUUUACGUAGGGUUCCUCCGCUUCGUGGAAACGAAGACAAAUACAAUUUGGAUGCUCAAAUUAAACACAAAUUGGAGUUCAUUGAAACAUACGUUCCGGACGAUGUAAAAAUUCAUCUAAUCGGACAUUCCAUUGGAGCUUGGAUGAUCAUCGAGAUGUUAAAGCGAGAGCCGGCAAUUCGUGACAAGAUUCAGCAUUCAUAUCUACUAUUUCCAACCAUUGAACGGAUGGCCGUUUCGCCGAACGGAUUCUAUUUCACCAAAAUAUUCCAAAAGAUUUGGUUUCUACUGCGAUUCAUUGUGAUAAUAUUCUCCAAACUUCCUGUAUUCUUUAAAGUAUUUCUGUUGUCGAUCUACUUUUGGAUGGCCUCAAUUCCUCGCCAAUUCCUCGGCACUGGAUUGAAAUAUUCGCACCUUACGAUCAUGGAAAAGGUUCUUUUUCUAGCUAAUGAAGAAAUGGAGCGGGUUGUUGAAUUGGAUCCAGCUACGCUGGAAACUUUGCGCAACAAUCACCAGAUUUUGAAAUUCUAUUAUGGUGCUAGUGAUGGAUGGACUCCAUUGAAAUAUUGUCAUCAAUUGAAAGAAAAAAUACCGGAACUAGAUUUGGAAAUUGAUACGCGAAAAUUUGAUCAUGCUUUUGUAAUAAAAUCGUCCGAGGAAGUGGGAAGAAUGGUAGCUGACUGGAUUAUGCAUAGGCGAAGAUAUUGAAAAUGGGGGCGAUUGGCUUAUGAUCAAAUUCUAGCCAUGAAUGGAAGUGAUCCUAAAUAAAAUAAAAGUUUUUUUUACUGGUGGUAAUUUAUUCAAAUCAGUUCUAAUAAAAAGUCUUGAGGUGGUUGAUACACAA
Molecule: messenger RNA, 1378 nt
Organism: Bradysia coprophila
Lineage: Eukaryota; Metazoa; Arthropoda; Insecta; Diptera; Sciaridae
Gene: sturkopf
Product: lipid droplet associated hydrolase sturkopf
Biological process (GO): lipid storage
Cellular component (GO): lipid droplet
Molecular function (GO): lipase activity
Source: RefSeq, a predicted model, not a curated record